AUGUCUGGGAAAUAUGGACGAGUUGUAAAGUCGUGGAUAUUUCAUAUACAUGCUCUCUUUGUGAGCGAUGCAAAGUAUAUACAGGCUAUUUUAAGUCACCCAACGGAAAUAAAAAAGAAUCGCAUGUACUCCCUUUUAAAUCAAUGGCUGGGUGAUGGACUCCUAACAACAAGCAACCAGCCAAAGUGGCGGUCGCGACGUCGAGCAAUUACACCAGCAUUUCAUUUUCAAAUAUUAGAUAACUUUAUUCAUGUUUUUGAUCAACAGGCCUCAGUAUGUGUCAAAAAAAUAAGUCACCAUGCCCAGAAGUAUGCCUUCGACAUUGAACACUAUAUAGGAUUGGCCACAUUAGAUGUUAUAUGCGAGACGGCAAUGGGUGUAAAGAUAAACGCCCAGACUCAUGAACACUGUGAAUACGUUCGGAAUUUAAUCGAGAUGCAAAAUAUUUUUACGGAACGUUUUGUCAAAAUUGCAUAUAGAUCAGAAGUUAUGUUCAGAAUAUUCCAACCCAAUUUGUAUGCAAAAUACCAAAGCGUUAUGAAAAAUCUUCACAGUUUCACUGAAACUAUUAUAAGAGAAAGAAGGCAGUCCAAAAUUGACGAAAUGGAUACUGCGACAGGCAAUGCCAUUUCUGAAGGCGUUUCAAAUGUUUUCUAUGGCAAAAAGAAAAGCAUGGCUUUAUUGGACAUACUUCUAUCCGCCAAAGUUGAUGGCCGGCCACUGUCUGACAAAGAUAUUCGAGAAGAGGUCGAUACGUUUAUGUUCGAAGGUCAUGAUACCACCAAAAGCGGUCUCGGAUUCACAUUGUAUGCCAUAUCACGAAAUGAAGACGAUCAACAAAAACUAAAUGAGGAAUUGAUACGUGUUAUUGGAUCAAAUGUCGACGAGCCUCUAACUUAUAAUAAAUUGACGAACUUACACUAUAUGGACAAAGUUAUAAAAGAAUCGCUUCGUAUGUAUCCGCCAGUACCGUUUAUUGGUCGUCAAACAAUCGCAGAUCUAUAUAUAGAUAAUCAAUUGAUUCCUAAAGGAACGAAUAUAUUAAUCGGCAUUAUGACCAUGCAAAACGAUCCUGAAUACUUUACUGACCCCCAAAGAUUUAUGCCAGAUCGUGGUAUGCCCGAAAAUAACUUUGUAUUUGUGCCCUUUUCAGCAGGACCAAGAAAUUGUAUUGGCCAACGUUUUGCAAUGUUGGAAAUUAAGGCCUUUCUUACCAGAAUAAUUCAGUCCUUCGAACUACUACCUCUUGGGGAAUGCGUUGAGCCUACAAUUAGCAUAGUGUUAAAAUCGAAAAAACGGUUGGCAGAUGGGAUUCAAAAGAAGACAUUAAGUAAUAUCCAUGUCCGUCAUCAAUCGAUGUAUCAAUUUUCGAAGAUAACAAAUAAAGAGCAUAUUCUGAAGCUCUUGUCCAACUCCGUUCUAAAUGUCCAUUUUCGAAGAUAA
Messenger RNA from Musca vetustissima, 1443 nucleotides. RefSeq names its product cytochrome P450 4d2-like. NCBI's taxonomy places the organism in Eukaryota, Metazoa, Arthropoda, Insecta, Diptera, Muscidae. Gene Ontology annotation, molecular function: monooxygenase activity; heme binding; iron ion binding. The transcript is spliced from 5 exons. The record is from RefSeq and is a predicted model, not a curated record. The coding region runs from base 1 to 1443 and encodes 480 amino acids.